This is a messenger RNA of Penicillium paradoxum, 381 nucleotides long. RefSeq names its product RNA methylation protein TRM112. The coding region runs from base 1 to 381 and encodes 126 amino acids. The record is from RefSeq and is a predicted model, not a curated record. Gene Ontology annotation, biological process: peptidyl-glutamine methylation; tRNA methylation; rRNA (guanine-N7)-methylation. NCBI's taxonomy places the organism in Eukaryota, Fungi, Ascomycota, Eurotiomycetes, Eurotiales, Aspergillaceae. The transcript has 3 exons. Gene Ontology annotation, molecular function: protein heterodimerization activity.
AUGAAAGUGAUCACCGCCAACUUCGUGACAUGCGCCGUGAAGGAAUGCAAGACAUCCCCAGCCUCAUUCCCAUUACAUUUCCAAGAUGCCGAGCUAGAGCAACAGGAGCUGGAUCUGCAGCCUGAGUUCAUCCGCAACAUCCUUCCCCGCAUCGACUGGCCAGCCCUCCGGGCCACCGCCAACGAGCUUGGAUUCCCCAGUCUUCCUGAAGCGAAACCCGAGGGUGAGGCGCUCGAGAAUGAGCAGACAUUGAAGGACUUGCACAGACUGCUGCUCGAGACGCAAGUCACGGAAGGGAAAUUGGUCUGUGGGAACUGCGGUCAUCAAUACACUAUCAAGGAAGGAAUUGCGAACUUCCUGCUUCCUAGCCACCUUGUCUGA